Messenger RNA from Poecilia latipinna (sailfin molly), 2000 nucleotides. Its product is annotated as persulfide dioxygenase ETHE1, mitochondrial-like. The record is from RefSeq and is a predicted model, not a curated record. The transcript is spliced from 8 exons. Bases 422 to 1306 code for a protein of 294 amino acids. NCBI's taxonomy places the organism in Eukaryota, Metazoa, Chordata, Actinopteri, Cyprinodontiformes, Poeciliidae. Gene Ontology annotation, molecular function: sulfur dioxygenase activity. Gene Ontology annotation, cellular component: mitochondrion. Gene Ontology annotation, biological process: glutathione metabolic process; hydrogen sulfide metabolic process.
CGUAUUUAUUAUGAAUGAGCAUGCACAGUGAUCACAACAAAGGUUUGGUUUCGUUAUGAAACUGUAUGCUACAUUUGUCACGUAGGCCAUAGUGCUGUCUGCGUGCCCCAUGAACGCGCCUGCAAAUAGUUUGCGCGCGACAGCUGACAUUUUUUGACCCAGUUUCGUGACACCGGUUGUGAGGGUUGGCCGAUCAAAGAAUGGGUAUAGUGAUAGGCAAAGCUCCUGUAAAGACCGAGGGAAACAGCAGCGAGUAAUAGCUUCGCUUCCAAACGGGACUGAGCUCGGGGUUUUAUUUUUAUUUUAUUUUAUUUUUUUAAAUCGGUUUGUAUCUGCCGAGGUCUUAAGGACAACGUCACAUUCUUACGGUUACCUGCUUCUGGUUCUUCGGUGCCGCUCAACCAGUUGACAGAAAACGACAAUGUGCUCUGUAUUAACCAGAAUAAGACCGAUCCAUCGGGCUGUAGCUCUGUCGCUUCGACUCGGAGCCAACACCGAGGGCUCGAGUUAUGCGGCAACCCAGAGCAGGCGCCUCUCUCCCGGCAAGAAUUCUGUCGUAGACCUGCAGCGGAACGCCAGGUUCUACUGCUCCAGGAUGGCGAAGACGGAAGGACUGCUCUUCAGACAACUGUUUGAGGUGGAGAGCAGCACCUAUACCUACCUGCUGGCAGACACGAACACCAGAGAGGCCAUUAUCAUUGAUCCUGUGCUGGAGACAAUUGACAGAGACUUAAGCCUGAUAGAGGAACUGGGGCUAAAGCUGAUACUAGCAGUGAACACCCACUGCCAUGCAGACCACAUAACCAGCUCCGGGCUGAUGAAGAAAAGAAUUGCAGGAUUGAAGAGUGCCAUCUCUAAAUUCAGCGGUGCCUCUGCAGAUAUCCUGCUGUCAGAGGGCGACAAAAUCCGCUUUGGAAAACACUACCUGACUGUAAGAGAAACACCGGGACACACGGAUGGGUGCACAACGUUCGUGUCAGCAGAUGAAAGCAUGGCUUUUACUGGGGAUGCUCUGCUUAUCCGAGGCUGUGGCAGAACAGACUUCCAGCAGGGCUGUGCAAAAUGCCUUUACGAUUCAGUCCACGACAAGAUCUUCACGCUGCCUGAUGACUGCCUCGUCUACCCAGCACAUGACUAUUUAGGUCAGACUGUUUCCACGGUUGGUGAAGAACGCAAGUAUAACCCUCGUCUCAUAAAGUCAAAGGACGAGUUUGUGGAGAUCAUGAACAGCUUGAAUCUUCCAAAGCCGGAUAAAAUAGAUAUUUCAGUGCCUGCUAACCUCGUUUGUGGACUCCAUGGACUCUGAAUGUCUUGAAGAAGAAAACGAGAAAAAAAAAAAUCAUAAAGCCAUUGACAUAGCUACGGAAUGAUUCACACAAAACUUUAUUUCACAAACCCGACCCCAAUAGCUUACCAUAAAGUGCUUUCAUUGUUCUUUGUAAGUUAUGUAUUUAUGUAGUUAUGAAUAAAAUCUAAUUUGAUAGUAAAAAAUAUUGUAACAAUGCUUUUGUUUGUAAAAGAACUAAUAGUUUUUGUAUUGCGAUUAAGUUAAAUGUGUGUGUUUUACUCUGUACAUCUGUAAUAUUUUGACUUGUAACAUGAUUGAAGGAAUGAAUGAACAAAACGUUUAAUUAAGGGAAAUAAAUGCCUUCAAGGUUUGAUUUCAUGGUCAUGUUGCUUUACUGGUACAGGUGACUUCUUUUGCAUGGGCUAUUCAAUGGCGUUUUGCUAAUAAUAUAUAAUAUUUAAUCACCCACACUGCUACCAGUCACAGGGGUUAUGAAGAAGUUGUUUUCAUUGCAGAACAAGCUAGGGAACCUUGUGUUGACCUUGGCUCUUGUAUAGAUAUCCUAUGUGCGAAAAAAGAAGGCCAAUACCAUUAAUCUGUUUGGAUUCUUGAUUUUAAAAAUUUUUGAUUGUGCUGCUUUCAGUCCUUUGACUCAAUAACUCUAACCUGCAAUAGUGUCCGAGACCAGUAUCAAAAUAAAACUGUUUUCAAA